AAGGUCCUGAAUUGGUCUGUAAUAAGGUAGGGCAACUGUAAGGGGUUGACAGGUAUGCAACCUAUAUAAAGACCACCCGCGUAUAGCCGUAACAGACGUAUACAGUCACACACGGAGACCUGGGACCCAAACCAAACCUCCGCACCUUCGUCCCCGGCUCUACGCAAAUAGGCAAGAGCAGUCUCGAGUUCCGUCUCAAAUUCCAUCUGCGUGUCCACUCCCAGGCUGGCUGCUGUGUGUUUCCCUGGAUGAAUGGCGUGUCCUUUUGGUGGUGGGAAGGGGGGAAAAAACAACACAUGACUGUACAAGGGAAUGCACUCAUGUGAAAGUUAGUAUCGCGCAAGAUAUGGACGGAGAUAGAUAGAGACAGAGAGACAGAGGCAAAUAUUUGUUCGGUAUGACUUCCUUUUGGACUCAUCCGUCCCUCCCUCCAUCAGACCCUCCCUGCAUUCAUCCCUCCCCUGCGCGCCUCCCACCGCCUCCACACCGCGCGCAUUCACCCACUCGCUCCACUCGCUGAACGAGACCAAACUUUGCUCGCUUGGCAAGAAGCGCCUUGGCGAGUUGUUCUGUGUUUUUUUUUGUAAACCGUGGCUCCGCCGCUGUCCGCAAACAGCCACGACGAUGUUGCCGUCGCAGGUCACUCGGUAGCAGAAGUUUGCAGCGUGUUAGACGGGGCGGUGAGAGGUUACAGGUGAAGGGGCGAGAAGAAGAGACAACAGAAGAGACGCAUCCACAGCAACCAAAGCCUUCGGUUUUGUUGUUGUUGUGUACACCUGUAACUCAGCGGCAAUCCGACGCACGACAGCCGCAAGCUAUUGCCAGCGCACUGGGGUGGCGGAACCUGGCCCCGGUGUCGAACCGGAAUGCCGAUGGUUCUCGGGGAUAUGUCGUUGAUGCUGUUGCUGCUGCUGCUGUUCUGCGCCACGGGACGGGAUGCUGCUGCGGGCCCAGCUGAGUUCACCAAUACCUGGGCUGCACAGGUGCGUGGUGGCCCCAAGGCGGCCGUGGAGCUGGCUGAGCGACACGGACUCACUUACCUGGGCCAGAUUUUCGAAGACUACCAUCACUUUCGACACCACGCAGUGGAGAAACGCUCGCUGAGCCGGCACGAGAGUCUGCACACGAGGCUGCGGCAAGACACGGAGGUGAGCUGGGUGGAGCAGCAGGUGGCGAAGGUGAGGCGGAGGAAGGAGGUUGUGACGGAGCCCACGGAUCCUGAAUAUGCAGAGCAGUGGUACCUGGAAAACCAGGAGCACCACGACCUGAACGUGGUGUCGGCGUGGUCGCUCGGCUACACAGGCCGUGGCUCCAUCGUCUCCAUCCUGGAUGACGGCAUCGAGAAAGACCACCCAGACCUCGCGGCCAACUAUGAUCCAGACGCCAGCUUUGACAUCAACGACAAUGACCCCGAUCCUCAGCCUCGCUACACUCCGUACAACGACAACCGGCACGGGACGCGGUGUGCCGGCGAGGUGGCAGCAGUCGCUAACAAUAACGUCUGCGGAGUGGGAAUCGCCUACAAUGCCAAAAUUGGAGGCGUGCGCAUGCUGGACGGGGACGUGACGGACGCGGUGGAGGCCAGCUCGCUGAGCCUACGGCCCCAGCACAUCCACAUCUACAGCGCCAGCUGGGGCCCCGAGGAUGACGGCAAGACAGUGGACGGGCCCGCCAGCCUCGCCCGCGCAGCCUUCCAGAAGGGAGUUGCCGAGGGCCGAGGCGGGCUCGGCUCCAUCUUCGUGUGGGCCUCUGGGAACGGAGGGCGCGAUGAGGACAGCUGCAAUUGCGACGGCUACACCAACAGCGUGUACACGCUGUCGAUCAGCAGCGCCACGCAGUCGGGCAACGUGCCCUGGUACAGCGAGGCCUGCUCGUCCACGCUCGCCACUACCUACAGCAGCGGCAGCCUCGGCCAGAAGCAGAUCGUGACGACGGACCUCCGCAUGCGCUGCACAUCGAGCCACACGGGCACGUCGGCCUCGGCCCCCCUCGCCGCCGGCAUCAUCGCCCUCGUCCUGGAGGCCAACCCCAAGCUGACGUGGAGAGAUAUGCAGCACCUGGUCGUGAGGACCUCCAACCCAGCGUUCCUCUCCGCAAGGGACUGGGUCACCAAUGGCGUUGGCCGCAAAGUGAGCCACUCGUACGGCUAUGGGCUGCUCGAUGCAGGGACCAUGGUUUCGUUGGCCACAAAUUGGACGACGGUGGGACCUCAGAGGAUCUGUUCCAUCGACCUCAGCAGCGAUCACAAGAGCAUCUCGGACCGGCUGGUGGUGAAGCAGGUGGUGGACGCAUGCAGGGGCACGGGGGACCACGUCACCUCGCUGGAGCACGUGCAGGCCAAGAUCUCCCUGACGUUCAACCGGAGGGGAGACCUCACCAUCUACCUCACCAGCCCUGCAGGCACUCGCUCCACCCUGCUGGCCCCCCGGCCCCACGACUUCUCCUCCGAGGGCUUUGAUGGCUGGGCCUUCAUGACCACCCACUCGUGGGACGAGGACCCUGCCGGGGAAUGGACCCUGGAGAUCGACAAGGGAUCGUCCCACAACUACGGGACACUCAUAAAUUUCACCCUGGUGCUGUACGGAACGGCAAGCGGCGGUGACGACAUAGCAGAGACCACCCCGGCACAGACGCCUGGGCCUGCAGCCCAACCCACAGGGACAUCGCCGUCAACCCCCGCCCCCUCGCCCUCGGCCACACCUUCGCCUACACCGAGAGCCGCCUGCCGGCAGUGGGAUGACAAAGAGAAUUGCGUCGCGUGCGACCCUGCGCUGCUGCUGCACCAGGGCGCCUGCGUGUGGGAGUGCCCCGCCGGGUUUUUCGCAGGCGCCGCCUGCCUCCCGUGCCACGCCUCUUGCGCCCAGUGCGGCGGCCACUCCGACAGCGACUGCCUGAGCUGCCCGCCCGGCUCCGAGCUCGUCUUCGGAGAGCAGCGCUGCGCUACCCUGCCGGACGCCGCCACCGACAAGCGGACCGCGAGACCCGCGACUCUUUCACCGAUGACGACGCCGAACGGCACUCCCGCUCUCACCGCCGCGCCGCCGCCGCCGCCGCCGCCGGGUCCCAACAACAACUCGAGGAUCGUGCCCGCUGCGAGCUUCGCGGGUGGCGCCACGCGAGGCGGAGGGAGCGAUGUCACCGGCGCGGCAGAAGCGAAGGUCAAGGGGGGCACGGGCGACGACACGAAGGCGUUCUCGGCGCUGCUCACGGGGCUCGUGGUGUGCGGGGUCAUGGCCGUGCUCUUCUGCGUGGUCUUCGGCGGGCUCCAACUCGCUGCCGCCCUGCGUGGCAAGCGGCCCGCCUACGACGCCGUGAGCCCCCGCGCCGAGGAGGACGAGGAGGAGACGUCCUACUCGCCGCGUCAGGACGAGGCGGAGAGCGAGGACGAAGGUCCCACGGGGGAGACGAAGAAGUUCAUCUCUGCCGAAGCCGGCGUCGGGAGAAUACACCCGAAGUAGUGGAAUGAGCAGUGAACCUGGAAUGAGCCUGGAAAGCCACUGUUUGGUGAUGUUGGGGCAGCUGCCGGGACCACGUCUUCACAUGCCACUGCCUGAGAGAAAUGUACACUGUUGUCAGAGUCGGAGGGUUUCUUGUAAAGUGUGCAACAACUGAAAGGGACCUUUUUUAUGCAUCUAUCUGAAUGUAUGAAUGAUAGUGUCACGUCAUGGUUGACACCAUGUUUUAUUCCUGGUCUUUAUCAUGUUGUGCGGUUUAAUAUUACAAUGGCAAUGCGAAUUGCAAACCUAUGCUCUCUCAUACACGUAUACAUAUGAGGGAUGGUGUGAGGGUUUUGAGAAUUGGAAAUUAUUAUACCGUUAAUUUUAAUUUUUGAGUUU
This is a messenger RNA of Petromyzon marinus (sea lamprey), 3836 nucleotides long. Its product is annotated as furin-like. Gene Ontology annotation, cellular component: trans-Golgi network; Golgi membrane. Gene Ontology annotation, molecular function: serine-type endopeptidase activity. Gene Ontology annotation, biological process: peptide hormone processing. The record is from RefSeq and is a predicted model, not a curated record. NCBI's taxonomy places the organism in Eukaryota, Metazoa, Chordata, Hyperoartia, Petromyzontiformes, Petromyzontidae.